Molecule: messenger RNA, 2135 nt
Organism: Panonychus citri (citrus red mite)
Lineage: Eukaryota; Metazoa; Arthropoda; Arachnida; Trombidiformes; Tetranychidae
Product: glucose dehydrogenase [FAD, quinone]-like
Exons: 1
Coding region: 145-1995 (616 amino acids)
Molecular function (GO): oxidoreductase activity, acting on CH-OH group of donors; flavin adenine dinucleotide binding
Source: RefSeq, a predicted model, not a curated record
AUCAAUGAUGAUUAUGCACAAUUAGGUGAAAGUUAGUAAAAGGGAAAUCGUCAAAUUGAAUCGGAUCAGUUGAGUUUCAAACUUGAUACUUUACUGUUGAAUAGUUUAAUUAGUUGAUCAAACGAUCAACAAUUUCUAUCAAUUAUGUCGGCUGUUAAUACGUUGAUUGCUUUUUUCUCUAAUCCAGUUACAAUCAUUGGUUCUACAAUGAUUAUGCAAUUGGCCAGUGUUUUUUGGUCCAAUACUCCGUUCCAGAGUUAUACUCAGACUUAUAAUGGUGAACGCGAAGAAUUUGAUUAUAUUAUCGUCGGCGGUGGGACUGCUGGAGCCGUUUUAGCGGCUCGUUUGUCGGAAGAUCCAAAAAUUUCUGUCCUCCUUUUGGAAUCGGGUGGUACUGGUUCGUUUAUUACUGAAAUUCCCUAUUUCUGGAUGUUGUGGAGAGGAUCAUCUCUUAACAAUCAAUACAAAACGGAACCACAAACUGUCGGCUGUCAAGCUUUUCAAGAUAAUCGCUGUCGGCUUGAUUCAGGUCGAGGUCUUGGUGGUUCAAGUGCGAUUAAUGGAAUGAUUUAUGCUCGAGGUCAUCCUGAUGAUUACAAUUCUUGGUCUUCAUUUGGUGUUAAUGGUUGGUCAUUCGAUGAGGUCAUUCCCUAUUUCCUCAAGUCGGAAAGUUUCCAACGAAUGGAUCGAGUCUCAGCCCAAUUCCACAAUGUUUCUGGUCCAUUGCCGAUCGAUUAUGGUCCAUUUGUCCACCCAAGUAAUUGGGCUUUUUUCCGAACUCUCACUUCUCUUGGUUAUAAUAUUGGUGAUUACAAUUCAGAUCAACAAUUAGUCUUCGAUCGCGUUCAAACAAUAACCAAAGGUGGAGCUCGUUGGUCAACCCAUAGGUCAUUUUUGUCACAAAAUAAAUUGUCCGGGUCACCUAAUUUAAAGGUUCGAACUCAUUCACCAGUUCAAAAGAUUUUAUUCAACAAAGAGAAACGAGCAAUCGGUGUAAUGUACACCGAUAUUUCGGGUCGAGUGUUACAAUCCUAUGCCUCUAAAGAGGUCAUUUUAUCAGCGGGUACCUUUGGUUCACCACAUUUACUUUUACUGUCCGGUGUUGGUCCAGUUGAUCACGUUCACUCAUUUGACAUUCCUAGUAUUGCCGAUAGACCAGGAGUUGGAUCUAAUUUCCGUGAUCAUGUUUACGGUUUAAUCAAUUAUAUUACCGACUUAGCCCCAGGUACCGAUCCAGCGUCAACCUUAAGUUUACCUAAUUAUUUAUCAUUCACUCGAGGCCAUGGACCUUUAACUUACGGAGGAGGAAUCGCUUUGGGUAACAUUCAAACAAGCACCAACAACACUUCAACCAAACCCGAUAUUCAACUUGCUUUCGCUGGGACAUCACCUUCAUCCCUUCCUGAGGUCAGUUUCUGGACGAACACAUUUGGCCUUAAAAGUGGUAUCUACGAAAGUUACUUUCAACCUUAUGUGGGUCGGGAAACUUUAACCGCUUAUGUUUGUCUAUUACAACCUAAAUCCUUUGGAUCUGUCAGAUUAACUUCACGUAAUCCAACAGAUAAACUUUCCGUUAAUCCAAAUUACCUUCAGCAUCCAGAGGAUGUGACAACUCUCGUUGAAGGGAUGAAAACAGCGCAUAAAAUAAUGACCAAUCCGUUGAUGAAAACAUUGGGAAUCCAAUUGUUUGACUCUCAUUUCCCAGGUUGUGAAAAAUAUCAAUUGGCCAGUGAUGAUUAUUGGAAUUGUUAUGUUAAACAAUUUACAAUUAAGGGCGAUCAUUAUGUUGGAACUUGUAGAAUGGGCAAUUCAUCUGAUCCAAUGUCGGUGGUUGAUGAACAAUUAAAGGUGAUCGGUGUUGAUGGAUUAAGAGUAGUCGACGCUUCGGUCAUGCCAACGAUUCCCUCAGGCAAUACGAUGGCAGCAACUAUUAUGAUCGCCGAAAAAGCCGCUGAUUUGAUCAAACAAUCACAAAAGAAAAUUAAAUUAUACUAAUAGAUUCAGAGAAAGAGAAAAAAAAUUCAAUUCUCUUCUUAAUCAACACAAUUUAUCAAUAAUUUUGAAUGUUCAAUUUUUCGCAAUUUAUUAUGAAUCUCCAUUAAUGAUUAAUAAAUUUAUUUAUUUAUUCGUUUAAA